AUGCUAGCGCCAAGAACAUGCCAAUUGGAAGACUUUAAGAGAGCAAGGGACUUGGAGCUAAAAACGCCAAUGCAGAGAAUGCCGAUUCGCCAGUAG
Messenger RNA from Kuraishia capsulata CBS 1993, 96 nucleotides. RefSeq lists its product as uncharacterized. The transcript is spliced from 2 exons. The coding region runs from base 1 to 96 and encodes 31 amino acids. Lineage: Eukaryota; Fungi; Ascomycota; Pichiomycetes; Pichiales; Pichiaceae. The record is from RefSeq and is a predicted model, not a curated record.